Molecule: messenger RNA, 621 nt
Organism: Lethenteron reissneri (Far Eastern brook lamprey)
Lineage: Eukaryota; Metazoa; Chordata; Hyperoartia; Petromyzontiformes; Petromyzontidae
Source: RefSeq, a predicted model, not a curated record
AUGGAUCAGAAAACUGCCAAGGAGACAUCAUCCAACAGCGUGGGCAGAGCCUCCAGCGCCUCUGCCUCCGUCGAUCGCACCGACCGAAAGGCUGACUCGAACCGCCAACCUCUGCCGCUGCUCCGCCGGGACACCGGCUUGAUGCUGACGAUGUCUCAGGAGCAGGCCGCCUGCCUCCUGGCCAACGCCUUCUUCUGCAGCUUCCCCCGGAGCAACGCCACCGGGACCCGGAACGUGGGCGUGUCACGCCCCUUCGACUCUGUGACCCUCGCCUCUGUCUCCCGCUCUCCACGCAGAGACCCGGACCGCGCGAGAGACACCGUGAGCUCUGAGCACCCUCGUCUGCAAGUUGCUACCAUGGAGAUCAGCCGAGCUGGAGAGGCUCGGAGUAACGGCGAGUCUUGCACCACGCGGAGUGCGCUGUCCUCAGCGCGCACCGCCUCCAUCCGCAGCAAGUCGCCACAAGCAAUCCUGGCUCUCUUUGGCCCUCAAAUGACUCACCGGGAGAAGCUGGAGCUUGCCGCCAUACAGGAAGUAUGGUACUUUGCGCUCCGCAACAGAUCCCGGGGACCAAACAACGAUGGAUACGACGACCACGAACAUCAUUACAUUCUGAUUUAA